Molecule: messenger RNA, 648 nt
Organism: Ylistrum balloti
Lineage: Eukaryota; Metazoa; Mollusca; Bivalvia; Pectinida; Pectinidae
Product: ring-infected erythrocyte surface antigen-like
Exons: 2
Coding region: 1-648 (215 amino acids)
Source: RefSeq, a predicted model, not a curated record
AUGAAAGGGGUAAAAUGGAACGACAUACAACUCAAUUUGGAAGCAGCACAAACGGAUCAUGGUACGGUGAGGAAUAAGUGGAUAGAACGGAAAAAUGAUAACGACGAAGAUCAGAACAACGUGGAAAAAAGAGACGACGUAGAUCAGAACAGCGUGGAAAAAACCGGUGACGACGUAGAUCAGAACAGCGUGGAAAAAAGAGACGACGUAGAUCAGAACAGCGUGGAAAAAACCGGUGACGACGUAGAUCAGAACAGCGUGGAAAAACCGGUGACGACAUCAGAACAGCGUGGAAAAACCGGUGACGACGUAGUUCAGAACAGCGUGGAAAAAAGCUGUGACGACGUAGAUCAGAACAGCGUGGAAAAAAACGGUGACGACGUAGAUCAGAACAACGUGGAAAAAAACGGUGACGACGUAGAUCAGAACAACGUGGAAAAAAGAGACGACGUAGAUCAGAACAGCGUGGAAAAAACCGGUGACGACGUAGAUCAGAACAGCGUGGAAAAAAGAGACGACAUAAAUCAGAACAACGUGGAAAAAAGAGACGACGUGGAUCAGAACAACGUGGAGAAAAGAGACGACGUAGAUCAGAACAACGUGGAAAAAAGAGACGACGUAGAUCAGAACAGCAUGGAAAAUUGGUGA